AUGACUUCCACUUCUGUCAAACGAAAAGCCCCGGAUACGGAUACUUCCUCAGCGUCCAAGACACCCCCGCCCGUCGCCAGCUUCACCUCGCGUAAUCCUCCAUGGACCUACCUCAAGCUCCAAUUGAUCCACCAACCAGGCACCUCAACCACCGUGCAAUCCCAACCCCUUGACCCUCUGACUGUGCGAACGUACCUGACCUCCGCCCUGUCGCAAUUCCUCGGACUAGCAGGGUCCGCUAUCUCCAUUGAUAUCCUCCAAAUCUCGCCCGAAACAUCCCAGCGGAAGAAACCGAACUCCACCAACAAGAUCGUAUGGAUCCGCGUUCCAUGUGAAGAUGCGUCUGCUGUAGUGGCGGCGUUGAGUUCCUGGAUCGGUGGGAAUCCCGGUGGAGGCGUAGUCGGUAGCGUGGCAUGGAAAGUCUGUGCCAAGGGAAACUUUCUCGGAGCUUUAAUACAAGGUCCUGGGGAUGAUCUCUUUGUUCCUUAG
Molecule: messenger RNA, 489 nt
Organism: Aspergillus tanneri
Lineage: Eukaryota; Fungi; Ascomycota; Eurotiomycetes; Eurotiales; Aspergillaceae
Exons: 2
Coding region: 1-489 (162 amino acids)
Biological process (GO): intronic box C/D snoRNA processing; tRNA processing; nuclear-transcribed mRNA catabolic process, RNase MRP-dependent
Cellular component (GO): ribonuclease MRP complex; nucleolar ribonuclease P complex
Molecular function (GO): ribonuclease MRP activity
Source: RefSeq, a predicted model, not a curated record